Messenger RNA from Hyla sarda, 2811 nucleotides. It is a transcript of the gene TM7SF3, whose product is annotated as transmembrane 7 superfamily member 3. The coding region runs from base 333 to 2018 and encodes 561 amino acids. The transcript has 12 exons. Lineage: Eukaryota; Metazoa; Chordata; Amphibia; Anura; Hylidae. The record is from RefSeq and is a predicted model, not a curated record.
ACUAAAACGAAAGCAGCUAUUUGAUUGGUUUUCAACGGCAGCCAGGCUAUACGUCACCCCCAGAUGCUGUUUCUAUAGGAUAUUAUCACGUACACAUUAGACUGUUACGACCUGACGUUCAGAGUUACGUCAUCAGAUCGGAAGUGGUCUGUGCUAAGCGUUGGAGGCCUCGGGUGCUGCUGCGCGUGCGUUCCACCGGCCGGAAGUGCAGUGCGCGCUGUCUCCAGUGUUUGUGGUCCAGGGGCCGGGCAGGAAGUGCGGAGCGGUCGGGGCGGGCUGCUAGCGGGCUUCGGGUGAUGUGAAGCGGUCAGAAGUCUGGUCAGGGCGGAAAGAUGCGGGGCUGGGGGCUGCUCGUCCCGCUGCUUCUGCUGGGAACCAACUGCCCCGGUACCGCGGGACUCACUGAGGUGUCGCUGGGAAGGUUCACAGACGUCACACUGAAUGGUUCCUCCCCUGUAGAGUUCGUCCUGAAGAACAUUCCCAGCAAUGUCUCCUUCAUCCUCUUCCAGGUGCACAGUCAGUACGCCAACGUCACGCUGUCCGACAGCAAGAUCCCCAGUAUUAAUGAUUCGGAGACUGGCAGUGACGCUGGACUCCUCACCGCCCUCCUCACCAAUCAGACCGUGUGCACCUGGUACCUGGACACCUCACUCCCGGAUCCGGUGCCGGCGUCGGCGGUCACUGUCCCGUACACACCAAGGGACCCUAUCCCCGGAGCCUGUAACCUGGAGUUUAAUCUAGACACCGACCCCAACGUGUAUCUCAGUUACAACCUCUACGAGACGGUCAUCAUGUUUGCCCCGGCCAAUUUGGGCCAUGCCAGAGAGGCGACUCCUCCGGCCUGUGACAUCCAGACGGGCUCGGAGUCCAGGUGGCGGCUGCAGUACGACAUUUACCAGUAUUUCCUUCCGGAGAACAAUCUCAAUGACUCCGUGUUGUUGGCGCAGCUGCAGAAGAUGUCAGUGGUGCCUCAGAUCACCGCCAAUGGGAUUAAGCUGGCCACCUUGACCUCCAACGACAGGACCACCAUGUCCUUCUCUUCCAUCCCCGGACAAGGAAUUAUUUACAACGUGGUCGUCCGCGAUCCCGUCCUGAACACGUCUGCAGCUUACGUGCCGGUCCACACCUACGCCUGCAGCUUCACCGUAGCAAUGGACAACUGCGCCACCCUGGGUAAAGUGUCAACUAAAGUUUUCUUCACGUUCUGCGCCGUCUUCGGUCUCUUCAUCUGCUUCUUCGGACACCGGUAUCUUAAGAUCUGUUUCUUCUCCAUGGGUUUUAUAAUCUUCGGAUUUUUCAUGUUCGUUCUCCUUACAAGAGUCACACAUCUCAACCACGAUGCCCGUCUGACGCUGACUGCCGUGACCGGAGUUAUCGGGGGCCUCCUGCUGGUUGGUUAUUGGUGGAGAUUUGGCUGCAUUUACCUCUGUCUCCUGCUGGUGGGGCUCGUGCUGGGUUUCCUUGUGGCAGCCAUUGUAUUCUUCACCCCAAUAGGGGAUUACUCCACCUUCCGGAAUGACAGCAUAUUCUGGCUGACGUUCACCUGUAUCGCCUUACUGGUACCUGCCGGUCUGCUUCCUGUCCCGAAAAUACUGAAUAUCCUGAGCUGCAGCGUGGUCGGCUCCUAUACGGUGGUCCUGGCCAUUGACAGCUACCUGUACACCAGUCUCAGCUACAUCACGUUAAAUGUCCUCAAGAGGGCGCUAAACAGGGACUUCAGCACCGCCUACAGCAGCGUCCCGUUCCAGAAAAACGACUUCAUCGUGAUUGCGGUCUGGGCGAUCCUCGUAGUCAGCGGCGUGACAACCCAGCUGUACCGGGAGCGGGAUAGGCUGCCUUUCCCCCCCACCCCCUACGUGAUAUGGAAGCGUGACCGAGAGCGGCGGGUCACCAACAUCCUGGACCCCAGCCAUCACACGCCGCCCUUAAAGGAUCGCGUCCUGGCCAGCCUGGACCGGAUAAGACAUUUAUUCCGGAAGGAGCCACCACUGGGGGAGCGGACGCCCCUGCUGCUGUAGCCAAAGGAAACCCUGCAGGUUCAGCCUGGACUCAGAGCUGCAGUAUCGGGGAGUCGACACAGAUCGCGGGGGGUCUGUAAACGCCCGCCGCCAUCAUGGAACCAGUCGCUCUGCAGUAUUACACUUGUUUACCUAGGACUGCGUGAAAGGCAGGAUUCAGUAUUACGCGGCGGCCUCAGCCGCAGGUACGGAGUCGGUAGGUAACCAUUGGCCGGCAGCUGACGGCUUCCCGCUAUUUACUAAUCUCCGUUCCGCCGGAAGCCCUUAGCUGCUCGAAAUUACGCCAAAGGUGUGUCUCACUGCGCACAUUUUGUUGCACAAAAAUCUGAUUACUACGGCAGUAAGUAAUGAUAAGACGCCUAGAGGUGAGCACCGGUACUACAGCGACUUUUUUUUUUUUUUUUUUUUGCUGUCUGCUCAAUGCCAGUAGGCUGUCUGGUAAAGCCCUGAGCAAAAAUAAUGUAUCCAUAGCAACCAGUGUGUCUGGAAGCAGUCAGGUCAUGGCGGUCUUACUUUGCUUUAUUAAUCAGAUUUUUCUCGGUUUUAGGUGGAGCCGCCGCCGCUGUAUGUGAUGUCAAAUGUCCAUUCCUCCACAUUUAUUCCUAUGAGAGUUGUUGUUUUUUUUUUUUAUAUACUGGCGCCUAUGACCAACGGCAGGAAACACUAUGGCGGUGCUUUUAUACCAUUUAUAUACUUAUUUUUUUUCUUAUAUAUAUAUUUUUUUUUAAAGGGGAACAAACUGUUCAGAAUGCUGGAACCGGGAGCUUGUGACAUCAUAGCCCCGCCCCCUCAU